Gymnodraco acuticeps is the source of this 2076-nucleotide messenger RNA. It is a transcript of the gene prph, whose product is annotated as peripherin. NCBI's taxonomy places the organism in Eukaryota, Metazoa, Chordata, Actinopteri, Perciformes, Bathydraconidae. The coding region runs from base 29 to 1447 and encodes 472 amino acids. The transcript has 9 exons. Gene Ontology annotation, cellular component: type III intermediate filament; axon; plasma membrane. Gene Ontology annotation, molecular function: structural molecule activity. The record is from RefSeq and is a predicted model, not a curated record.
UUCCUGCAGCCACAGAACAAGACCAGCCAUGAGCCACUCUUCGAUGCAUGCCUCAACGUCCUACAGGCGUACCUUUGGGAGCCCACACCCCAUCUCCAUGUCCUCUUACUCCCCUGUGAACUCCCGUAUGCCCGCUUCGGGUGGGCGCUAUAUGCGUUCAAUGUCACCUGGGGUUGCAUCCCGCCCCAACAACUACCACCAACAGCGCACUCGCACCGUCUCCCAGCCCCCUCGCAUCUCCUACGACAAGGUGGACUUCACCUUGUCUGAGGCCAUCAACGCGGAGUUCCUGACGACCCGCAGCAACGAGAAGGCCGAGCUGCAGGAGCUCAACGACCGCUUUGCCAGCUUCAUCGAUAAGGUGCGUUACCUGGAGCAGCAGAAUGGCUCACUGCAGCAGGAGCUUAACGUGUUCAAGGGCCAGCAGCAGCAAGGUCAGCCCAACCGAGCCUCCGAGCUCUUCCAGGAAGAGGUGAGGGACCUGCGCCGCCAACUGGACGCCACCGGCAAAGAGAGGGACCAGUACCUGAUGGAGAGGGACAACCUGGCUGAGGACCUGGUCCAGCUCAGGCAGAGGAUGGAUGAAGAAGUCCAGAAGAGGGCAGAUGCUGAGGGUAACCUGGUUGCCUUCCGCAAGGAUGUGGACGAUGCCACAUUGUCCCGUCUGGAGCUGGAGAGGAAGAUUGAGUCUCUGAUGGAUGAGAUCGAAUUCCUUAAGAAGCUCCAUGAUGAGGAAAUCCAGGACGUUCAAGUGAGUGUCCAGACCCAGCAUCUGAAGAUGGAGGUGGAAAGCACUGCCAGGCCUGACCUUACUGGUGCUCUGAGGGACAUCAGGGCCCAAUAUGAGACCAUUGCCUCCAAGAACAUGCAGGAAUCUGAGGACUGGUACAAGUCCAAGUUCAAUGAUCUGACUGAGUCUGCAAAGCGCAACACUGAUUCUCUGAGGCAGGCCAAGCAGGAGGCCAAUGAAUCCAGGAGGCAGAUUCAGUCACUCAACUGUGAAGUUGAUGCAGUGAAGAACACUAAUGAAUCUCUGCUGAGGCAGAUGCGUGAAAUGGAGGAUCAGUUUGGCAAUGAGAUCGGCAACUACCAGGACAACGUCGGCAGACUGGAGGAUGAGAUCCACCACCUGAAGGAUGAAAUGGCUCGCCACCUCCGGGAGUACCAGGACCUCCUCAAUGUCAAAAUGGCUCUGGACAUUGAGAUCGCUACUUACCGUAAACUGUUGGAGGGGGAGGAGAGCAGGAUUACUGUUCCCAGCUUCAAUAUGAACAUGAGCAGUCACCGUAGUGAGCGAGACUAUGAUCAAACUCAAGACACCCCAAGCAAGAAGAGUGUGGUGAUCAAGACAGUUGAGACUAGAGACGGAGAGGUGGUGAAGGAGUCCAGGAGGGAGCAGCCAAGAGACUCAGACCGCAACGACAAGGACGAUGACGACGAGGAGUAGAAAAUCACAAAUAAGAAAAUGUGAAAGGCCAGAGCCAUGAGAGAAAAAAUACAGUAAAAUGAGAGAUCCCCCCCCCUUCCCCCUUAAAAACCAACCAUGGUCUAUAGUCCUCAUUCCCAUUAGUUAUGUGUGAAAUAAUCUAGCAGAGAGUCUCUCAGUGCAAUGUUGAAUGAAUCCCUUUAGACGGUGUCACUUUGGUGCUAUUUAAGCCACCCAACUUUUGCUAAAGACUUCAGUCAUCUGUCAGGCUAAGCAAAGCCAUUUUAGUAACAUACCACUUGAGGCCUUGAUUUACAGUGCAAUCAUUUGUAGCAGAGUAUUAAACUACAAGCUGAAAAAGAAAGUAUGAAGGAUUUUGGUUUGUGUCAGAGAUGUGAUUAACAUUUAAACUUCACACACUGCCCUUAGGUCAACACACCUUAAAAAUUUAGAAUCAAUGAACCUAAUAGCAUUUGUUUUAGUAGCUUUGCUAUCCUCUUAUAGUGUGAACAAACAAAUCUGGAUUAGUAAUACACAUGUUAAACACAGGAAAAGUUGACGCUGAAGAAGAACUAAAAAUACUUUUGCUGAAUGUGCUUUGCAAUGCUGUGAAUUAAUAAGUAACUGAAAAUAAAAUGAAUUGGAACAAA